Messenger RNA from Thlaspi arvense, 696 nucleotides. NCBI's taxonomy places the organism in Eukaryota, Viridiplantae, Streptophyta, Magnoliopsida, Brassicales, Brassicaceae. The record is from the annotation of a GenBank genome assembly.
AUGACACUCAAUUACGUCGGGACUUGCCUCGCUUUCUCAGCCGCUCCUACAUCAAGCAGCUGUGUGGUGAUCUCAUGCAAACAAGUAGCUGAUGUUGUGAUCGAUACUUGGCGGCCUGGUGAAUCCGCAUGGACCACCCAUCGCUUUAAGAAAUGCGAACCUUCAUGGCUCUGGGGGCCUGGUGAACCCGCAGGAGCCACCCACUUUAAGAACUGUGAACCUUCAUGCCACCGUUACUGGACCAAAUGUGUCUUCUCGAAUGGUGUCUUCUACUGUCUCAGUACCUGCGGCCACCUCGGGGUUUUCGACCCGCGUGAAGCAACGUGGAACCUUCUUCCGGUGAAACAAUGUCGGGCCUUUCUCCCGGACUAUUUCUGUUUCGUUACGCCAGUGCAUUUGACGGAGCAUGAAGGAGACAUCUUUGCUAUCUAUACACACCAAGACAACAGCAACCCGACGGUGUUUAAGCUAAACAUGGAACAGAAUGUAUGGGACGAGAAGAGAGAUCUUGGAGGCUUGACAGUGUUUACAAGUGCCUCUGCCUCUUUUAUAAGAUCUGGUCUCUCGCCAGAGGUGAGGAACAGAGUAUAUCCAUCGUUAGCUGAUACUAAUGGAAAGUACUACUCCCUCGGUGAUGGGAGGAGCUCGAAUCCCCCUCCGAGCCCUUCUUUGGCUCGCUGCGUCGCUUGGGUUUAG